AUGACGUCGCAGCGACCGCCGAAUCACGAAUUCUCUGUGGCCAUAUUCUGUGCUCUCCCACCUGAGGCUGACUCCAUUAUCGCUGCAUUCGACGUCGAAUGGACCGGCAGAAUUGAGAAGGCAGAUGGUGACACGAACAGUUACUCAUGUGGUCGUAUUGCGGACCACAAUUGUGUCGUUGCACACCUGUCAGGGGUGGGGAAAUCAAAUGCGACUCUUGUAGCAGCUGGUGCGAGUGCAACAUUCAAAGAUAUACAAUAUGCAUUUGUCGUUGGCAUUUGUGGCGGAAUGCCAUUCGAUGAAAAAGGCAAAGAGAUCCUGCUAGGAGAUGUCAUCAUCAGUCGAGCUCUCGUUCAAUACGAUCUCGGGAAACAAUAUCCACAAGGCUUCAAAAGGAAGCAAGAGAUCGAAGAUGUGCUUCCAAGACCAAGCCAUGAAGUCCGUGCAUUGCUCGCCAAAUUGGAGACCUUGCGAGGACGUCAAGUGAUUGAGCAGAACACACUUGAACACUUGAAAGCCAUCCAAGAACAGCUACCGUCGGCGUCAUGUCCAGACCCAGAAACAGACGUCUUGUUUGACCCUUCAUAUUUUCACCAACACCGACACGUCAAAGGCCUAAGCCGGUGUCCCUUCUGCCAAAGCAAGCCUCAACAGUUCUGCCAAGAAGCGUCGACAACAGAAUGCGAGGAACUCGGGUGUAAAUUUACGAACGCGACGCGCCGACGAGCGUUGCAACCCUAUCAUGACGGCAGUACCGAAUCCUCAAGCAGAAAUCCGAGGAUCCACAUAGGAAGAAUCGGAUCUGCAGACACGGUAUUGAAGUCUGGACAAUUCCGGAAUCAACUUGCUAAGGAUGAAAAGCUCAUAGGCUUCGAGAUGGAAGGUGUCGGUAUAUGGGACGUUUUCCAAAACAGCCUCAUUGUCAAAGCAGUAUGCGAUUACGCAGAUAGCCACAAGGACAAGGUGUGGCAAGAUUACGCUGCGGCGUCGGCCGCUGCUUGCUUGAAGUCGCUCUUGGCUGAGUUGAACCCUCCCAGGAAGGCUCGAGAGCAUGGAAACCCCGAAUCGCCGUUGUGGAGCAUGCCCUUCGAGAAAUCCAACCUGCCAGACUUGGUCGGGCGUGAUGACCUGCUGCAAAACGUUCAGUCCAAGAUGUUUCAGCCUGGUAAGCACUCAAGGAUCGCUUUGCUCGGACUGGGAGGUAUUGGAAAGAGUCGUGUGGCAAUGGAAGUCGCCUAUCGUAUGCGAGAAGCCCGUCCAAAAUGCUCUAUUUUUUGGGUUCAAGCAACUGACGCUCGAGCCUUCGACAAUGACUGCUUGAUGCUCGGGAAAUUGUUGAAUAUACCGGGUAUUGAGGAUAGUAAAUCUGAUCCAAAGGAUCUUGUUUGUGCACAUCUCAGCAAAAGCUUUGCGGGUGAAUGGUUGUUCAUCCUUGACAAUGCAGAUGACGCGAAGCUGUGGGGGGGAACAGGAACAAGCACUACGGCGACUGAGGCGACUUUCUCAUCUCUGGUCGAAUACUUACCCAGAAGCGAGACGGGUUCGAUCCUCAUAACAACCAGGAAUAGACGAGUGGCGUCACCAAUUGCUAAGGAAAAUGUCUUCAUGGUGUCCGACAUGGACACAAAAGAUGCUGAAACUGUGCUGAGGAAUCUGCUUGAGAAAGAAGAACUCCUCAACGACCGCAAGUCUACUGAAGAGUUGCUGGAGAUACUAACUUGUCUGCCCCUAGCCAUCGUUCAGGCAGCCGCAUACAUCAAUAAGAAUGAGGAGACAAUCAAGACGUAUGUACGACUACUGCAACAACCCGAGGAUGAUAUGAUUAGGCUUCUCAGCGAAGAUUUCAGUGACGAAGGACGAUACAAGACGUCACUAAACCCCGUCGCGACGACGUGGCUAGUAUCUUUCCAACAAAUACUCUACGAAAGCCCAGUUGCAGCAGAGUACCUGGAGAUGGCGUCUUGCCUCAGCGAGAAGAAUAUCCCGGGAUCUUUUUUUACGGCACCAUCAGAGAUAGACAAGAUUGAUGCUUUGGGUGUCCUCAAGGGAUAUUCCUUCUUCAGAGAGCACGAUGAGAGAAACAUCAAUGACUCUGUCGGUCUACUGUACGACAUGCACCGCCUCGUUCGACUUGCUACCCGCAACUGGCUGAAACGACGGAAAGAAAUGUCGACCUGCUUGAAGAGCGCCUUUCAGCGAAUGGUUUUCGUGUUUCCCGAGGUGACAUGGGAAACCAAAGACAUCUGGAUGCUCUACAUGCCACACGCACAAGUCUUAUGCGACUUUACUGAGGGUGAAGAUCUUUUUGAACGAUAUGUAUUGCUCCAAAAAAUGGCUUCUUGCUUGGGGUGGAAGGGGCAAGUCAAUGCCUCGAUUAAACUUUUGAAAGUGGUGGUAGAUUGGGCAGAAAACGCGUUGGAUGCUGAUGAUUAUUUCAAAUGGCAAACCAUCUGGGGUCUAGGGAUAUAUCUACUCGAUGUGGGGAGGGAAUCUGAAUCUGAACUUUAUAUUGAUCGAGCACUACAAUGGGGCAUUGAACAUCGGGGAAAGAAUGACGAAUUUACCCUUGGUUGCAUGGUGGGGGUAGGAGGCCACAAGGUACAGCAAGGAUUCUGGAAAGAGGCAGAGGCGCUUCUCCAGGAAGCGAUUGAAGUUGGCAAAAGGAUCACGGGACCGGAAAACGCGAAUGUCCAGCAAGCCAGACUGGACCUUGCAGAGAUCUAUAUGGGCACCGACCGACAGGAUGAAGCAGAAAGAAUAGCGACUGAGUUGCUCGAAAUCGAAAAGCGGCUGCGUGGUGAGCGAAACCAUCCAAAUAUACUCAACUUAAUGGCUUUUUUGAGCCGGAUCUACCGACUGCAGGGUCGGCAUGGGGAAGCUGAACAACUCAGUCUAGAAGUCGUUCGGAAGCUUGAGCAGUUCUGCGGGCCAACCAACGCACAUACGCUCAAGGCCCUCGUGGAACUUGCGUUGGCAUAUCUCUGUCGAGGGAAGCUGCAAGAAGCUGAGGAAGCUGCUCUACGCUCUCUUCAAGGGUGCAGAUUAUUACAGCAUGUAAAUUCAGGAUGGAUCAGAGAAUGCAUGAGUGGCUUGGCACAUAUUUUUUGGAGACAGGGUCGUCAUGAGGACGCUAUCAAGAUGAUGGACGAACGUGUCAAGAUAGACGAAGAACUAGAACAUACGCAUCAUCCUUGGGCUCAGUACUGUGUCCAGACAUUGCUUAAAUGGCGAAACUGGAUGCGGGAACGAGAUGCCAGGGAUGAUCCGUCUGGGUCGGUAACACACAGGUUGGAGGGUAGCAGAGAGGAGGGAAUGCUGCAGGGACCGUCAGAUGAACAAUCUGUGCGAGGCUUCGAAGAUCUCGACAUUUCUGAGCGGCAGCAGACACACAGGCAGACUCAGCGCCAUUCACAGAGGUCGCUUAAACGCCGGCUUUCCUCCAGAUCUCCAACAAGAAGCGGCCGGAGAAGGCAUAACCAUAAGUCAGGCAGUCCUGAUUAA
Exophiala spinifera is the source of this 3501-nucleotide messenger RNA. RefSeq lists its product as uncharacterized. Lineage: Eukaryota; Fungi; Ascomycota; Eurotiomycetes; Chaetothyriales; Herpotrichiellaceae. The coding region runs from base 1 to 3501 and encodes 1166 amino acids. Gene Ontology annotation, molecular function: protein binding; ADP binding; catalytic activity. The transcript has 2 exons. The record is from RefSeq and is a predicted model, not a curated record. Gene Ontology annotation, biological process: nucleoside metabolic process.